AUGUCAAAUGAAUCGCAUUAUGCCGAAAGCGAAAGUGUUUUAACGGAGGAAAGUGAAGCACCUAAUUCUAUAUUAAUUGAUCAACUGAGAUCAAAAAUAGAACAAGAAUCAAGGAAGGUCAACGAAAAAGUACAAAUACUACAGAUAAAGCUUUCUGAUGCCGAGAUAGAGAACGCUAAUUACAAAAAGCGAAUCGCAAAACUUGAAAAUACCGUCCACACCCAAGGGCACAAGAUAGACCAACUAGAAACGUCACUUGAAGAAAAAAUCUUGGAAAACGAAAAGCAAAGACUGAAUUGCGGAGCUGAGGAUAGAGACUUUUCUGUUGGAAAGUCAAAAUUACAUUUCUCCAACGAAAUGAUAAAACUACCGGGCGGUGAUCUAAAAUGGUGUAAACGUCUUUCUAUCACUCACGAAGUCGUCAUCUUCAGCGGAGCAUGGUUUUCGACUGCCGUAUGCCUAACUGCCAUGAAUCAGUCUACUUUUUGCUUCUGCUGCAUAGAGAGCUCUGCUGCCAACUCGUCUACUUCAAGUGCAGUGAACCUUCAGAACCUGACCACCCGAGUUCGCCGGUAUAGCUUUCAGACGCAGCAAGCACCGUCAGCAGAUUCGAUAGAUUCCCCGACAGGACGAGCCAGGUUACUCGGGCGAAUACGCAAGCACAGGGUUUCUUAUCCACAUCCUUCCUAUCCGCUUACCCAGACGCGCGAGCUGAUUCAACUCAGCAAUUUGGAAAUCAUCGACGAAUCAAAUCAGGACAACGAUUCUAGAGCGCUUUCGCUCACACCAAAAUCCAGCACGGAAAAUCUACCAAAGAAACAAAACACAUGUGAAUUCUGA
Messenger RNA from Oikopleura dioica, 840 nucleotides. The record is from the annotation of a GenBank genome assembly. Lineage: Eukaryota; Metazoa; Chordata; Appendicularia; Copelata; Oikopleuridae.